Molecule: messenger RNA, 6196 nt
Organism: Linum trigynum
Lineage: Eukaryota; Viridiplantae; Streptophyta; Magnoliopsida; Malpighiales; Linaceae
Source: the annotation of a GenBank genome assembly
CAGCCUACCAUCAACAACCCGCACACUAUGGAGGGGGUUUUCUGUAAUCGCACACUCCACUCGCUGAAACCCUCCUGGAAAGGUCAGCCCUCCUCUCGCUCUCUCUCCCCAUGUAUCGCAACCCCUCCCGGAAGAGACCCAUGGCUCCUCUCUUUCUCUCGCGUCUUUUUCCGACCCCUCUGAAAGAAAUCUCGGUCGCCUGUCUUUCGCUCUCGCCGUCUGUCUUAUGCCGCAGGAAACUCACCUCAUCUCUCUCUCUUGCAGUCUGUCUGCCAAACUCUCCCGGCGAAGAUCCUCGUCGUCUCUCUCUCUCUCGCGCGCCUAUUUCCCUGCCCCUCCGGAAGACCCCAUCGCAUCUCUCUUUCGUCAUCAGUUUACACAGCAUAUUCGACAAGUUCAUCCCCUCCAUAGUGUCACUGCGAUUUGCGACUGCCCAAACAACCUUCCCGCCGAGUAAUUAGAAUAAUCUACUUUGUCUAUGUAAGUUCCGUCUAGGUCUCUUUCUAUAUUGGCUUCUGCGAAGUCUGGGUAUGGGAUUUGCCCUCCCUUUUUCUUCUUUCUCUUUUUAUUUUACCAGUGGUCAUGUGAUCUGAAUGCAAAGUAUUUAGUUCCAAUCAUCUGUGAUUUAGUCCUUCAACUAAUUCAUAGCAUCAGUUCCCGUCGGCAAUUCAGUCCGACACUGCCCUAGUGCCGUUACAUGGUUUUAAUGGGAUUAAGACUCAAUUUCUAGAUUGUUUUAAGAGAAUUAUUCUUUUCAGAAUUAGAAGAUGCUGACUAAUUGGUUACCAUUCUCAAUGGAUUUUCUCUUGGGCGUGCAAUGGUUGCAGUAAUGCCGCUGAAAAAUCAUCGCGAUAACACGUCUUAUAGCCAAAAUCCUCCAUCCAAAUCAAUCUCUACCAAUGCACGAUGUGAUAUGCUCAUUUUAUUCUUGGUGAGGUGUUUUGCUCAGAUUGUAUGUUAUGUAUGCCCCAAAAUUCGAAUAUAUUUUAUUUUUGUUCCAUUGUGUCUUUGUUAGGGAAAGGAAUAUUGCUCGCAUGAAGGUCCAACACUAGCUGAAGUUGACAAGGAGGGCACCUCUCGAGGGCGCAGGUGAAGUUUGAUAUUGUCUACUAUAUUUUUAAGUACAUAUCAGUUGUUCUUAGCUUUGAUGCUUCUUAUUCUUGGUUAUUGAUAAGUUGAAAGCCCGUUUCACUUGCAUGAAAUGACAUCUUGCGAUUUUAGUUAGGAGGAGAAGGAAUGUUUUGGAGGUUAGACAAAUUAAUGGAGUACGUGUUGUUCAGCCCCAAGUUGUCUCUCUCUGCCUUUGCUUAGCUAUGGGUGAUAGUAAGUUUCUUUUCGGUAGCUUUACGUGUGAUAACUCUCUUUCGUCAUUUUGUAUCAUAUUCUUUCUCAUGUUGCAUCUACACCUCGAGCAGUGCAUUUUGUGAUUCUCAAAAUCAUGACUUCUAAUGGGUAAGAGAAAAUCAAGGCUUUGAAUGGAUAAUCAGAUUGUAAAUAGUCUUAGUGGAAGUGUUUUGCUGAUCAUUUCCUGCUUAAUGUUAAGGACAAUCGGGGGUUCAAAUUGUAAAUAAUUUGAUUUCUGAAAUUUGUUUAUAAUGAUUCUGCUUUAUGUUACAACUGGGGUUCCAUUAUGAAUCAGUUCUUCAUUUCCAACUACUUUGUGUAUUGCUUUAACUGUAAAAGGAACAAACAGUUAAGAGUAUUUUCCUUUUUAGUUUGGUGGAAAGAAUCAAGGGUAUCUGACCAAGACUUGUUAAACCAUGUCCUGCUGUUAUACAUUUCUAAUGAUGUAUGCAAAGAAACUGUGUUACUAUACAGAACUACACCACUUACAUGUAUGAAACCAAACUAAGUUGCUGCUAAAAUGCUUUAACUUCUACUGAUGCACAAACACAUAUGCAUUAUCAGUUUUAAAUUUACGCCCCAUUCUUCAAUUGAGAGUAAGAUGUCCAGUUGUUGCUUGCCAAGAACUGAAUUAGCACUAUUGAGUGCAGGGUGUUGUUCUUGGGAGCUGUUUACAAAUGCUUAAUUGACUGUCAUUGUGUUUUUUAAUAAUGAAAAUAGUUUAAGACCAUUUUUUAUGCAUUCUAGGGAUAAAAGCUUGAAAUACACCUGUUUCGGUUGCUGAGAAACAAACUCUUAAGGUUCCAGACAUAUCCAUCCUUCAGCUUAUCAAAUAUGGAAGAGCAUGAUUUAAGUUUUUUUUUUUUUUUUUAGGAUUUGGAAUCAUUGGAACACCUAAUUUUGCUAUUAUUAACUUAUACUUUAUUGUGAAUUUCAGGAGAAAGUGUUUGUGGUUGAAAGUCAUGUGAUUGAAGUACAAUGUAACUGGUGCUACAUGGGGCCUGUUGGAUACCCUCGCAAAGUACAAGAGAACUUGGAGGAGUACUUUUACAAACACUGCAAGACAACGUCUUCAAUUGCAAAAGCCAAGUAAGCUGAUAAGCUCAUUCUGUCUUUUCUGCAAACUGCAUCUUAGAAAUUUUGUUACAAUUUAUAGGUAUGAAAUUAAUUCAAUGUAGGCCUGCACACUCAGGUAAUUGUUGAAUUAAUUCGAACCUGAAACUGAAAUUAUUUUAACUUUAGUAACCCUCAAACCGAGUAUACUGUGGUUAGCGUUGAGCAUGAUCCUCUUGGGGUAUGUGAUGAACACUUUAGUGGCAAAUCAAUUUCAUUUAGCUAGAAGUUACCAACUUAGUUUCAUUAUUUCCAUUUCUUUAAUUGCUCUAAUUUCAUUGCAUCAAAUCAGCAAGACAUCACCUCACUCCCUCAUAAGUCAACUCUUACCUCGGAGAUACCAUCCCAGAAUUCAUCUCAUGACAACGCCUACAGGGAUAAACCAGAUUUGGUUGGUGCGAACUGAGAGGAAACCGUCAUAACAAAAUCUGAAGUCCGGAGGGUCUUGGAGUGAGUACCUUAAGAAGUCGUAAAAAAAAAUUGUUCGAUUCUGACCGAGGAAGAGUAGUGGUAUUGUUGGAAUCAUUGUUUAGUUAAGAACCAGAUUAUGAACCAUAUGUUUAUUGUGUACUUUCAUAACUAAGCGUUUGUAAAUGUUUGGUUUUAAUAUGACCAUAUAUUAGAUUGUAUAUGGUUUUGAAGUUGAAAAUAACAUUGAUUUGUGUGUGUUUAUAAUACCAACAGCUUAGUGCCCGUGUGUUUACAAUUAGCUUUAGUGUCUGUGUUCUUUAUGGCAGCAACUCGCACAUACGUCAUUUUACGACUCCCCAUCCCGUUUUCUUUCCAGUUUCGGUUCAAAAUUGGAAUUAACACAGAAGCCCACUCUCCUCUAUUCCCAGUCUUAUCACUUCUAUUUUUUAAACAUUGAUAUAAGUAGGCAAAAGUUAUAUAGGAGAAACAUAAAUACGAAUAGUCCAAUAUGAGCAACUCCAAAUAGUCUUCACUUAAUAAAGUGGCAACACAAUGAUAAAGUAUUCCCUUGAAGCACACUCGAAUUCACCAAGUGAGCAGUAGUGUUAAUAGAGCCGGUUCCACUAAGAAGAAUAAACCUUUAUCAACUUCCAUUUUUAUAAAACGGUGACUAAGGGGUACCAGAUUAAGAUAUCAAGGCCUCACCUACUUUCUUCAAUUAACUUUCUAUAUGUGUUCCCAAAAGAGAAUAUUUAACCAAAAUGUUCAUUUUUGCUACAAAUAAUCAUCUGUUGUAGUGUGAUGCAGCCAAAAUAUUGAGAACAUUUUUAGUUUGUUGGUGUUUAUACAAAGCAAUAUCAGAAUACCAGCUACUAUUAGCUUUGCCGGCCAACGGGCCGGGCCCAAUGCUAGUCCUCUAAUAAGAGCAACGUUCUCGUUCAAACUUUAGUAUUUUGGAAAUUUUUUGUGUAAGCAAUGUGAGAAUUUUUUUUUUAAGUAAUCACUAUACUUCUUCUAUUCUCUCCCGUGGGUGUGAAAAUUCAAAGUUUGUUGUAACAUUCAAAUGGGCCGAUGAUAUUUUGGGCUAAUGUGCAUACGUACGUGGGAGUUGGGACUACCGUUAAUAGAUCGGUAGAAAAGCCCAGAUUCUUCUGGAUUCCACUCCACGCAACAAAUCCAAUUUGGAAACUGAAGUCUGAAUCCGAGGAGGACGAAAAGAAUUCCGACACAGACACCUCACACCUACCAAUAAAUUGCCUAAAAUUGCCAGAUUUCUUCGGGGUCACAUCACGUCUCGACUUUCCUUUCCCGAAACCCAUUUUCCUGGCGAUCGGAGCGCAAUCGAAAAGUAGGCAGCUUUCCGGCAGCGGGUUAGAUCAUGGAUUUCGAGUUGAGAAGGGCCAGGGAGAAGUUAGAAAAGGAGCAGAAGGAGAGGAAAGAGAGAGCUAGAUUGAGACUCGAAAGAGAUAGGAAGGCCAAAGAAGAGGCUCGCAAGCAGCGAGAAGCCCUCGAAGCUGUUCAGAGGUCCCGGAGGCUCGAAGCUGCCGAAGCCCAACUCAAGGCAGAUGAGCAAAUGCAAGAGAAUUUGAUUGCCGGGAGAGGAAUUGUGUUCUCUCGUGUGUUAGAAGCUGUAGGUUUCCAAGGAAGUGGGGAUAAGAUCAAACUGCCCCCUUCUUGUUUCACUGAGUUAUCCGAUCAAGGUGCUUUUGAUAAAGGGCCAUUGUACUUCCAGUUAUCCGUGGUUCAUCAUGAAGCUGUUUCAGAAACGAACCACAAGGAAACCCAUUCUGGUGCUCUGGAGUUCACUGCAGAGGAAGGUCAAGUUGGGCUUCCUCCUCAUGUAUGGGGUAACCUGUUCCCCCUAGACAACACUCCUUCUCCUGCAACUGCUUUAGUUGAGGUUCGAUAUGUGUGGCUGCCUAAAGGAAUUUAUGCAAAGCUUCAACCGGAUGUGGUUGGCUUUUCGGACAUCCCUAAUCACAAGGCUGUACUCGAAACGAGCCUCAGGCAGCAUGCUACGCUUUCCGAGGGCGAUGUGAUCACUGUUAAUCAUGGGGUGUUAACUUACAGGUUGAGAGUACUCGAGUUGAAACCCUCCUCGAGUGUCUCGGUUCUUGAGACAGAUGUUGAGGUUGAUAUAGUGGGGUCAGAUUCGCCUUUGGAUAGCUCAAAUCAGCAUGUAUUGAAGCAACUGACAUUUGGAGUGUUGGAAUCUGGAAUGGUUGAAGAGGGAAAAUACAAGUACUAUAAGUUCUCAAUUGAUGAUCUCGUUUGGGAGACCGUCUCUUCUGGGGAUGUUAGGAUUGAGGUGAAGAUUGACGUUGAGACUGGUGAUGGUGAUACUGAUCUUUACAUUUCCAAGCAUCCACUCAUUUUCCCGAACAGACACCGACAUGAAUGGUCUUCACAUGACAUGGGUUCGAAAGUACUGAUCCUGACCUCGAAAGACAAAAACUUGGGAGUGGGAACUUAUAGCAUUGGUGUUUAUGGCUUCAAAGGAACAGCCAAGUAUAAGGUUUUGGUGAGUGCACAAGAUAAUAGCACCUUCAAAGUAGGUCAGCAGGCUGGAUCGACUACAUCAGCGUCUGUGAAUGCUGACACUGUUGAGUGCAGAAAUUGCAAGCAUUUCAUACCCAGUAGGAGCAUUGCACUGCACGAAGCUUAUUGCAGCAGGCACAAUCUAGUUUGCCAACAUCCCGGUUGUGGUGUAGUUCUGAGGGUUGGCGAGGCCAAGGACCACCUCCACUGCGACAAGUGUGGGGAGGCAUUUCAUAAGGAUGAAAUCGACAAGCACACGAAGGUUUUCCACGAGCCUCUACAGUGUGGCUGUGGUGCGGUUCUCGAGAAGGAACAGAUGGUGCGACACCAAACUUCUGUAUGCCCACUACGACUCAUCACAUGCCGCUUCUGUGGCGACAUGGUUCAAGCUGGGAAUUCAGCCAUGGACACGAGAGACAGAUUACGAGGGCUCUCGGAGCACGAGAGCCAUUGCGGGUCUAGAACCGCACCAUGUGAUUCGUGCGGUAGAUCUGUCAUGUUGAAGGAGAUGGACAUUCACCAGGUAGCAGUUCACCAGAAGGGCUGAUGUUAGAAUGUAAGAUUUUAAGAGAGGAGGAACACACAGGGGCAGCCAUGUUUCUAUUCAUAUUGUUGUAUAGCUCAUCCCAAAUGUAUGAUCCAUGAGUUGAAGUUUCUGGUUUGGCUUCACUUGUGGUGUUGUGGAACUCUCCCAAUUGGAUUGUCUUGUAAUAUUGCUUCUGAUUAUUUAUGCUUCUCCAACCCACUAAAGACUGGAGUUUCACAUGAGAAAUGAAAUGGCAUGGGAUCU